AAUUUUCCUGGAAAAUUGAGCUCUCCAUAACACUCUUUUUGUCUCUCACUUUCUUUCUCUUCUAUUCUUGUUGCCAAUUCCGUUCAAAUCACGCACGUACUUUGAAAAGAAGACCGAGAAGAAAGAAAGAGAGAAUUCCAAUACAGCUAUACGAAACGGCACGCAACUAAUAUACCUAUUCGCGAACACUUACUUAACUCCGACUUCAAGAAUUUUGAGAAAAAGAACCUGAAGAAUGGCGACGCUGCAGAAAUUCAAGCUGCUGGCGACGCAAUGCGGCGUGGCGCCGAGUCCAACCCGAAGCCCUAGGACUAGCCCUUUGGUCCAGCUCCGUCGCCGGAAAACAACCUUGCGAAUGCUACUUAGUCGGAGUUCCAGCCGCUGCCGCUCACCUCCUCGCCGGCAAGAAUUCUCGAAUCAGGCUACAAGGAUCGUGGUAGGAGAUCUGGCUGAGAAGAAGAGCAACAAGGAGGAGUUGCCAGGACGCACACUGAAGGACUUGUUUGUGUCAACGCCGUCUUUAGAAUCCGAAGCCGAAAAUACAGCGACAAGCAAGAUCGGAUUCAACAGCGAAGGAGCAUUUGCAGCAAAAAUCAGCGGUGGGAGUUUUGGGGGUUUGAGAGAUGAACCGGGUUCCCCAAGACCGGUAUGGGUUGGGUUUAGGCACAGAAUGCUACUGAGGAGGGCUUGGCGUCCCAUGCUUGUUGCGAUUCCCGAGUAAGAAGUAUGGUUGCUCUGAUCAGUGAUCACAACUUCCAUUUCACUUGUUUUGUUAUGAGGAUGCCAUAAUCUGAUACUAAAUUGGAACUCCUCUUCAUCUUGUGAGGAUGCCAUGAAUCCAGUAAUUCAAAUAUUUUUUUGGUAUUUCUUGCA
Tripterygium wilfordii is the source of this 873-nucleotide messenger RNA. RefSeq lists its product as uncharacterized. NCBI's taxonomy places the organism in Eukaryota, Viridiplantae, Streptophyta, Magnoliopsida, Celastrales, Celastraceae. The record is from RefSeq and is a predicted model, not a curated record. The coding region runs from base 236 to 721 and encodes 161 amino acids. The transcript has a single exon.